Messenger RNA from Staurois parvus, 1155 nucleotides. Lineage: Eukaryota; Metazoa; Chordata; Amphibia; Anura; Ranidae. The record is from the annotation of a GenBank genome assembly.
AUGGCGUUGGAUUUGUCAUCGUUUGUUAUACCCAGUGGUUUUCAGCACUUCAACAAUCAAAAUGUAGACACUGGGCAAGAAGACCCUUUUGAAGGUUUAUGUAGCUUGGAAAAUGGACGACAUUAUGAUGUGGUUCCCACAGUUGUGUGCUCCUUAUGCUGUCUCUUUGGCCUUGUAUAUACCUUUUUUUGUUACCGGUGCUUCAAAGCCAUUAUGUUUUUAUCGGGACUGUUGGCUGGAUCAGCAGUCAUCUUUUUGCUUUGUUAUAAAGAGAGAAUCCUGGACACACAGCUGAGCCUGGAGCUGAGUGCAGGCAUUGCCCUGGGCAUCGGCCUUCUUUGCGGACUAGUCACCAUGCUUGUGCACAGCGUUGGCCUGUUUAUGACUGGCCUGCUUCUUGGACUUUUGCUGGCCAUUGCCUGUCUGGUGGGUUUGGAGCAGUUCUAUCAUCCAUCCACAGCCUGGAUUCCAGUAGGAAUAAUGAUGGGUUCUGCCAUGCUGUUUGCUGUAUUGACUCUGCAGUGGCAGAAGCUCUUCACUGUGGUUUCCACUGCAACGUUUGGAGCAGCUAUCCUGUCUGUAUGUACUGACUAUUUCAUUGAGAUGAUGCUGCUGGUGCAGUAUGUGUAUGACACACUCCGCUUAGAACCUUCCUAUCCCCUCUGCUGGUUCAGCUGGGUGGUGUUGGGUAUGUGGCCAUUGUUAAGUGUACUGGGAAUUGUAGUUCAGUGGAAGCUGACAGCUGAAGGCUUUUCUCAUACUGAUGUGAUCAUAAGCAGACGCCAGAAACGCCUCCAGCUCUUAAGAAUUCGUCAGAAAGAGGCCAAGAAGAGACAGAAUGUUGCUUCUCAGGAUGGGACUUACAGGCGGAAGGCCAACCCUAUUAAAAGAUACACUGGGGACAUCCUUGCACCGAGUUACCUGCAAAGCCUGAGAGAACGUCAGUCUGGUAGCGGCACAUCCAUGAGCAGCCUUAGCACAAAUAUGCAAACUGUUGUGGACAUGGACUAUGAGUGUGGCUCCACUGUGCCUCUUACAGCCACUACGCCUGUGAUCCAAGUGUGAGGUGUUCUGAUCUCCAGCUGCACUUACUAUGUGAUCAGACAUAGCAGCUUCUCUGUGCCUUACGUGUCGCCUCUUAUCACAUCUUACCAU